AUUGUUUUUGUUUAUACACAUUUUUAAAACUUAUUUACUAUCUUUUGUACUGUAUUGAAUUUGUUUCAUUGAUUAAAAACUAAUCGUCUUAAUUUGUAAAAGGAUGACACCUCCAGGACGAAAAUCGCUAACAAUCAAAUGGUGUUCCUGUGAUUCUUGUGGAGUAACUCUUUCCCAGAAGGAUUUACAGCAGCACAGUGGUUCAUGCCCUCCCAAUUUCAAUGAUUGGGAACAUCCGUUUAUAAAGGAUAACACUUUAUUUAGCUUUCUGGAGCAAUCCGAUAUUAAUGAUGGUCCAAAGUUGAGAGAACAUGAGAAACAGUUUUUUGUAUUUCUAUCUCAGUCGGCCAUGCAGCUCUGCCACUUUCAAAUCGGAGAACAAGUUCUUUUGGUAAAAGAUAACGAGUCUACCAUCAGAACUGUGUGGCCAAGUUCAGAAAAAACUUUGACUUCCGUCACGAUUCCUCUACUAUUAUCAGGUAUGAGCCAAAAGGGAUCAGAAGAUAAAAAGAUAAAAGUGACUAAAUUAUCAAAACCGCCACUACCAGCUCUCAAGAUUCAACUAACCUCAAUUGAAGAACUUGAUCAAGAUUCUCUGAUACCUUUGUGCAAACAGAUGUAUACUGGUCGGAUAUUAAAACCUGGCUUUGAACUGUGGUUACCAUUUUGUGGGAAGACUGUCAAUUUAACAAUUUUAGCUUUAUCUCAUAACAUGGGUUCUGAUAGUGAAGACUUGUCCACCCAGUUAGAAAAACUUGAUAUUAAGGACGAUUCAAUGGAAAAUUAUUUUCUAAUAGUGGACAGAACGGAGUGGGAAAUAUUAAAUAAGUCUGAUACAAGCAAGAAUCAAACAAAAGAAAUUCGCUUAAGUGAUAUUGGGGGUUAUCAAGAAGUUACUAAAGAACUGAUUGAUACAAUUUCUCAUGCAUUGAAGCCAACUAGCUCCAAUAAUUAUUUUUCAUCAACAAAAGGAAUUUUACUCUACGGCCCAAACGGUGUCGGUAAAACGUACAUCACCGAAGCAGUGAUCAAUGAAGUGAAUGCCCACGUCGUUCAAGUUAAUAGUGGAGAACUAUUCAGCAAGUUUUUUGGCGAGACAGAACUCAGGCUGAGGAAGCUUUUUGAAGAAGCGAAAAGUAAAUGUCCGAGCAUCAUUGUUCUUGACAACGUUGACACUCUUUGCUCAAAACGUGGUGGAACAGAACAAGAACGGAGAGUAACAUCGUAUCUGCUAACUCUGAUAGACUCGUUGAAGGACCACAGAACUGUCGUGUUGGCAACAACGUCUCAGUUGAACCUUAUUGACCCUUCACUGCGCCGGCCAGGCAGGUUGGAUUGUGAAAUUGAAAUCAGCAUUCCUUCUGUCGCCGAUCGCAUCGACAUAUUGAAUGUUCUGCUGGCGAGAUGGUCUAUAGACGAGGCAGACAUCAGACGAGUGGCGCAGGCAGCUCAUGGUUACGUAGCCGCGGACCUGCAGUGUCUUGUAACCAAGGCGGUUAUGCAGGCACACACCCAGGGGGUUGAAACCAGUCACCUGUACUGGGCUUUGGCUCAGAUCAAACCAAGCGCAAUGCGAGAAGUUCAAGUUAUGGUUCCUAAUGUGAAGUGGACAGAUAUUGGAGGUAUGGAUGAGUUGAAGUUAAAGCUGCAGCAGACAAUAGAAUGGCCGUUGCGAUAUCCAGAGUCAUUCGUCAGACUAGGCAUUAGUCCACCGAGGGGUGUUCUUAUGUACGGUCCUCCCGGCUGUUCCAAAACCAUGAUCGCCAAGGCGUUGGCGACCGAGAGUAAACUGAAUUUCCUCUCGAUUAAGGGUUCAGAAUUGUUCAGCAAAUGGGUCGGUGAGUCAGAAAAAGCAGUGCAGGCUCUGUUUAAGAAAGCGAGAGCCGUCGCUCCGUCGAUAAUCUUCCUGGACGAACUAGACGCGUUGGGAGGUGAGAGGAGUGGUGCUAAGGAAGGAAGCAACGUUCAAGAGAGAGUUUUGGCUCAGCUGUUAACGGAGAUGGACGGUGUGGAACCUCUGGGCAACGUCAACAUAGUUGCUGCGACCAAUCGGCCUGACAGAAUAGACAAGGCGUUGCUGAGACCUGGUCGACUGGACAGACUCGUCUAUGUGCCACUACCUGAUUUGGCCACAAGGAUUUGUAUACUUCAGCUUCAACUUGUAAAGAUGCCCGUUGCAAGUGACAUUGUCAUUGACGAUUUGGCAUUGAGAACAGAGGGUUAUUCCGGAGCUGAGGUGAUAGCCGUUUGUCAUGAAGCAGCUAUGAACGCUCUACAAGAAGAUUUCAGCGUUUCUGAGGUUAAGGAGAAGCAUUUUACAAAAGCAUUAGAAACACUCCGACCACGCACUCCGGCUUCUUUGUUGCAAUUGUAUGAAACGUAUAAAAAAUGAUACUGCCUGA
Macrosteles quadrilineatus (aster leafhopper) is the source of this 2402-nucleotide messenger RNA. Its product is annotated as ribosome biogenesis protein SPATA5. Bases 104 to 2392 code for a protein of 762 amino acids. The record is from RefSeq and is a predicted model, not a curated record. NCBI's taxonomy places the organism in Eukaryota, Metazoa, Arthropoda, Insecta, Hemiptera, Cicadellidae. The transcript has 11 exons. Gene Ontology annotation, cellular component: cytoplasm. Gene Ontology annotation, molecular function: ATP hydrolysis activity; ATP binding.